CUCAUUUCCAAACCAGAGUUUUCUCAUCAAGGCAGCCAUGUUUAUCACUCUCCUCUUACUUUGGUCUCUACUUUUGUUCCUUCUCUACUUCUUGAAAACCAUCCGAAAAUCUCAUACAAAAUUACCCAAAUCACCUUUGAUCAAUUCUCAUGGCCCUCCUUCCUAUCCCAUAAUUGGUUGCCUAAUCUCAUUCUACAAGAACCAGCACAACCUUCUUGAUUGGUACACCAGUCUUCUCUCAAACUCGCCGUCACAAACCAUAGUCGUGCGCCGAAUAGGUGCACGCCGUACAAUUGUGACAGCGAAUCCAUCCAACGUGGAGCACGUUCUCAAAACAAACUUCACAAACUUCCCUAAAGGCAAACCGCUAACUGAAUUCCUCGGCGAUCUUCUUGGCUGCGGCAUAUUCAACGUCGACGGCGAUUUGUGGUCCACUCAGCGCAAGCUCGCGAGCCACGAGUUCAGCACAAAGUCACUGAGAGAGUUUGUGGUGAAGACUCUUGAAGAAGAAGUGGAGCACCGACUUAUCCCACUGCUCGAGGAAGCUGCAGAGAGCAAAAGUGUGUUGGAUUUACAGGAGAUAUUGAGGAGGUUUGCCUUUGACACUGUGUGCAAGGUGUCUCUGGGAUCCGACCCAUUUUGCUUGGACUUGACCCGACCCGUGCCCCCUCUUGUGGAAGCUUUUGACUGUGCUUCCGGGAUAAGUGCCAGGCGUGCCACGGCGCCUUUGUAUUUGAUGUGGAAGGUGAAGCGUGCUUUGAACAUUGGGUCUGAAAAAAAGCUCAAGGAAGCUGUUAAACUCGUUCAUGGCUCUGUUCAUGAAAUCAUCCAAAACAAAAAGAAGAUUCUUGAAAAAGAUGAAGGAUGUGAAAGCCAUGACAUGUUGUCACGCUUGUUAUUAGCAGGGCAUGGCGAGGAAGUGGUAAGAGACAUGGUGAUAAGCUUCAUACUAGCUGGACGAGACACCACAUCAGCAGCCAUGACGUGGCUCUUUUGGUUGCUCAGCAAGCAUCCAAGCAUAAACCACCAGAUUGUGAAUGAAGUUGAAAACGUACUAGGACAAAACACUAGUACUGAAAAAUUAGGUUUCGAGGAUUUACAAAAAAUGAGGUUUUUGAGGGCUUGUUUGUGUGAGUCUAUGAGGCUCUACCCACCAGUCCCAUGGGACUCAAAGCAUGCUGAGGUGGACACUGUUUUGCCAGAUGGUACCUGGGUUGGGAAGGGGGAUAGAGUCACUUAUUUUCCAUAUGGGAUGGGGAGGAUGGAGGAGUUGUGGGGCAAAGACUGGUUCGAGUUUAACCCGGACCGGUGGUUUGAUAUAGAACACGGUUGUGAUGAUGGUGGGGUUUUGAAAUCCAUCAGUCCAUACAAGUUUCCGGUUUUUCAGGCCGGUCCAAGGGUAUGUCUUGGCAAGGAAAUGGCUUUUAUUCAGAUGAAGUAUGUGAUGGCGUCGGUACUGAGGCGGUUUGAGAUCAAACCGGUUUAUGAGAAAGAACAGCCGAUUUUUGUUCCUCUAUUGACGGCUCACAUGGCUGGUGGGUUGAAGGUCUUGGUUCGAAAAAUAAAUUAGAAUGGCAAUACAAAAAUUUCUAUGUAAACUCAUUUAGUCAAUCAAUAUUUGUGCACAUUUGUACUU
Messenger RNA from Prunus mume (Japanese apricot), 1636 nucleotides. RefSeq names its product cytochrome P450, family 94, subfamily B, polypeptide 1 (gene CYP94B1). Gene Ontology annotation, molecular function: monooxygenase activity; oxidoreductase activity, acting on paired donors, with incorporation or reduction of molecular oxygen; iron ion binding. The record is from RefSeq and is a predicted model, not a curated record. Lineage: Eukaryota; Viridiplantae; Streptophyta; Magnoliopsida; Rosales; Rosaceae.